UUUUGGUUGUUACUGCUGCACUUUGUUUCCACGUCUGUGUUUGCAUUUUGCUCCUUAUCCCGCACGUACCGCACGUUUUGCACGAUGUAUGCCACUGUUGCUUUGGUUUAUCAUCAAGCUCACGACGAUCUCCACAGGUUUAGGACUUCCCAGGCCCCUGUCUCCCAAAAGUCUCUUCCUGUCCCUGAUCCUCGCCCCAGUGUCUUCACGAUCCCCGUCAACCCCCGCUUAACGCAGCCCGACCCCCAGACCUCCCUCCUCGCCCCUGCCUCUAGAGCCAGUCCUCAAGUUGUGGUGAAAGAUCUUGGUGAAGAAGAAUCCAAGCAGCCCCAGUCGUGCUCGGCCGUCCUUGUGUCCUGUUUGAAAUAUAUUUUCCCGAGUUCCUUCAUGGAGAGAUAGAUUUUGGAUUUGUUUGCUCUGCCAGUGAAGUUUGAACUACUAGUUUUAGGACUUCUCGGACGAACCAUUUGGACUAUUUUGGCUUAACUCUCUUAACUUAUUGUAUGAUAAAUGUGCCUGAAGAUUGCGUCUUGUAUAUUCGUUUUUAAUUAUUAUUCACUGCGACUUCUGCAUUCAUCAUUGUGAAAACAGAUGGCUUCGCAGGUAGUCCAUGCCAAACGGUCUCUUCAACAAACCUAUCGUUAUUUUAGGAGUCUA
Molecule: messenger RNA, 657 nt
Organism: Haliotis rufescens (red abalone)
Lineage: Eukaryota; Metazoa; Mollusca; Gastropoda; Lepetellida; Haliotidae
Exons: 3
Coding region: 85-399 (104 amino acids)
Source: RefSeq, a predicted model, not a curated record